GUUUGAUUUGGUGUGGAUUAUUAUAGCAGGCAAAAUCUGCUUCUAUAGGUUUAUAUAGGUUUGGGUGCUGUUUGAAAUGGCAGGGGCAUCGGAGAAUGAAAGCCAGACUAUAGAACAGGGUGAAAGGAUCUACGAAAGUACGGAACUGAACGAGUUCGAAUUUUACGCUGACGAGUUCCAUCAACUAGCAAGCAUCAAACAUUGCACCAAAUAUCCCGGCCACGUCGACUUCAUACCCGUGGAGGACUUCAAUCUCCAACACUUGCCAGGACAUUUACAGGACCCGGACAUUGUCCAGUUAAUCAAGUGCUUGUCCAACUUGACCGUCAUGGUCAGAGCGAAAUCGGUCAGUCCCGAAAGACCGGAAUUUUAUCCGGAUACGGAUCUCCCGUAUCCGUUACACGUCAAACCCGGAAGAAAAAUGAACCGGCAGUUGAGAACCGGCACGGCGAGGGUGAGUCACCCUUUGUGGAAAUACGUGGAGGAGGAUGAUGUUCCUUGUCCGUGUGCGGCGUGCAAGGUGUCUUCAACACCGGUGAAGACGUGGUGUCAGAUACCUUUCGUCACAGCCACGCAUGUCAUCUUCGAUUCUCAUGAGUUGAAGGACACACAGGUAGUAAUCGAUUACAACUCGGCGCGGAGUAAUAAAAUCGUCCUUGACGUGUUCGAUGAUGGAGGGUUCAGCGUGUUCACCGAUCGCGCGGAUAUCAUCUGUUCAACUCACGAUGUAUCGUUAUACGACCGGUUACAAGCACAGAAAAAAGAAUACGAAAAUUUGCGUCAGAAACUGGCGAAGAAAUACAACGAAAAAGACAAAUCCACCAGCUUGGCUAUUAUGGUGUCGCAUCCCCAUGGCAACGCAAAACACGUGACCGUGGGGCAGUGGACGAACAGGUGCCAGGCAGGGCGCCACGGUGACGUCGGGUACACGUACAACACGCCCUCGUGCACGGGCUCCAGCGGCGCCCCCGUCUACAUCCUGGGCGAGGUCAACUGGCUGAGGAACCAGGUCCACAGCGGGGUCAGGUCUGAUGGGAACUUCGCAGGGGUCAAGUUUUUCACCUGGGACGGUGAGGGGAUGAGUCAGCUGUUUCUGUACUCCUAACU
Molecule: messenger RNA, 1107 nt
Organism: Physella acuta
Lineage: Eukaryota; Metazoa; Mollusca; Gastropoda; Physidae
Source: RefSeq, a predicted model, not a curated record